AUGCCAGGCUCGGGAGGGUCCGGCCAAGGCUCGGGUUCUCUCGAGCCGACCUACAGCGGCGGGUUCAAUGAAUCGGGAGGAAGAAGCGGCGAGUACGACGAAUCGGGCGGAGGAUACGGAGCACCCGUUGGCUCAUCCUACGGCCAGUACCAGCAGUACCCUGCGCGCGGGGGAGCUCCGCAAGGGGGGGGCUGGGGCGGCGGCGGCGGAGGAAUGAACGCGCCAUAUGGGGGAAUGAUGGGGGGAGGAGUGGCGCCGAGAGGCCAGUACGGCAGCAACGACUCGAGCCCGCAAGGCUCGGGACCCAUGCAGCCCUACAUGCCCGCGUCCGGCGGCGGCGGAUCCGGCAGCCUGCAGUCGCGCUUCUCCAUGGACGGCGGGAGCAUGGACAGCUCUCCCGGCGGCGGAGGUCCCAAGGGCGGGAGCGAUAUCCAACAAGCCGCGGCGCUGUCGGCGCUGGCGUGGUCGAAGCAGGCGGCGAACACGGCGGAGGGGCAGAAGCUGCAAUCGGACUACCUCGCGGAGUUCGACGCGUGGAAGCGCGCCAAUCAGGCGGCGACGUUUCAGCAGCAGCAGGACUUCAUGUCGGAUCUCCAGUCGCGCAUGAGCAAGGCGCGCGCGGCGCUCGCGGGGCUGCAGCUGGGGGAAGGCGGAGGGGCAGGAGGGGGAGGGUCGCCUGCGGGCGGUAGUGGAGGGGAGAUGGGGGGUGAUGGUGGUGGUGGGGGAGGAAUGCAGCAUGCGUACCCUGCGGCGAUUCCUGCUCCUGUUCCGGCUGCUUCGGACGUUUCUUCUGUUGGCGGUGGUGGCGGCGUUGAGAACGACCUACGGCGCGAGCUGGAGCUGAUGCGGCAGCGCGCGGCGGAGGCGGAGAAGGCGCGUCUGGAGGCGGAGCAGCGCGCGCAGCGCGCGCUCUCCGAAGCGGACCGCUCCCUCCGCGAGGUCGAGGCGCAGAACAAGCGGCGGGAGCUGGAAACGGCGGUGCGCAUCGAGAUGGCGUCGCAGGAGGCGGCGCGCGCCAUGGCGGCGGCGGAGGAGGCGCGGAAGCAGGCGGAGCUGGAGGCGCAGAAGACGGAGGUGGCGAUGAAGCAGGCGGCGAUGACGCGCGCGGCGCUGGAGCUGGAGGAGAAGCGGCGGCAGGAGGCGGAGAAGAAGGCGAAAUCGGAGAAGGGCAGCAUGCGCAUGAUGGCUAACUACCGCGAGUACUCGUAUGACGACAUUGUGUUUGCAACGGAGAACUUCAAGACGGACCGCAAGCUGGGCGAGGGCGGGUUUGGAACGGUGUUCUCAGGCACGCUGCACCACACGCCCGUUGCAGUGAAGGUGCUCAAGAACACGGACGCCAUGCAGGCCGCUCACGAGUUCCAACAAGAGGUCGAAGUGCUGAGUCAGAUUCAGCACCCACACGUGGUGAUGCUGCUGGGCUGCUGUCCCGACAGGUACUGCCUCGUCUACGAGUUCAUGGCCAACGGCUCCCUCGAGGACCGCCUCCUCUGCGCCAACAACACGCCCCCUCUCCCCUGGUACACCCGCAUGCGCGUCGCCGCCGAAAUCGCCUCCGCGCUCCUCAUCCUCCACACGCGCCCCGUGCCUAUCGUGCACCGCGACUUAAAGCCCGGCAACAUCCUCCUCGAUAAAAACUUCGUUGCGAAACUCGGAGACGUCGGGCUGGCGAAGCUCAUGCCUGGGCUGUCCAUGGAUCAAACCUACAUGCGAGAAUCGGUCCCUGUCGGCACCUUCGCGUACGUCGACCCGGAGUUCCAACGCACGGGCGAGUUCGGCCCCAAAUCCGAUGUCUACGCACUCGGAAUCGUGCUCCUCGAUCUCCUCACCGGCCGCAAGCCCAACGUGUACGAGGGGUUAGAAGAAGCUGUGGACGACGGGGACGAGGAGGCCAUGAGGGAGUUUCUAGAUGAACGCGCUGGGAACUGGCCGCUGGAUAUGGUCAUGGAAGUGGCUAAGAUUGCGGUGAAGUGUUCUGAGAUGAGGAGGAAGAAGCGGCCGGAUCUGGAGACGCAUGUGAUGCCCGUGCUGGAUAGGGCGCGGGCGCGAGCGGUUCAGGCGGAGGAGGAGGCGAGGAAGACGCCGGCGAAGCGGUCGAUUGGGGAUGCGCCCAGCAGCCUGUUCUGCCCCAUCACUCAGGCAAGCUUGGGUUUCCUUGUGCCCCGAGAUUAUGGUGAACCCGGUGCUGGUGGCGGACGGGCACACCUACGAGAAGCCUCCACUAUUAGCUUGUCCACACUCUCACCCCCUCUUCCCCAUCUUGGCACCCUCUUCCACCCCCUUUCACCGCUCUCAACCGCACAGGAGAUGAUGGUGAACCCGGUGCUGGCAGCGGACGGGCACACGUACGAGAAGGAGGCGAUAGAGUCGUGGCUGGAGAGCAGCGACCGCUCGCCCAUGACCAAUGAGCAGCUGCCCUCCAAGGACCUCGUGCCCAACCAUGCCGUGCGCGCCAUGAUCAAAGACUGGCGGGAACGCAACCUAUGA
Messenger RNA from Closterium sp. NIES-65, 2487 nucleotides. The record is from the annotation of a GenBank genome assembly. NCBI's taxonomy places the organism in Eukaryota, Viridiplantae, Streptophyta, Zygnematophyceae, Desmidiales, Closteriaceae.